AUGCUCAACAUCCUGCUCAUUGUGCAAUCAAGGUCUCAAGAGUACUUUUUCUUGUGCAGUUGCAGACAACCUUGCAUGCUCCUGCUCUACCAAUUGGCUGACCUUCUGCUUACUCUGUUCAAGGUUGCGCCAAAGAUGGACACUGGCUUGAUUUCACCUGACUCAGCAUCGCAGGAACAGCAGUUGUCAGUCGAUUUCCCUACUCACAGCUCUUCCAAAAUGGGUGCAUGCUGCCUUGACUUAUCUGGUGUGUGUGAGUGUUCAAGAUGGUAUGGUCCUUGCCAGCCUCCCAACUUUGUCUUUGUGGAGAGGAAGACACAUCAGGAGAGCUGGAAGGGUGAGGAAAGUGUGAAGGAGAGGUGCAUGCUGAAGGAGGACAAAGUGGUGUCGUUCUUGGAGGGAGAGUACACCGCAGAGGAUGCAGUGCGGGACCUCAGGGCACAGAACAAGCCGGAAGAGGAGAUUGAGAGCUUUGAAGCAUUAUUUGAGCAAAUCCAGCAGCAGGUGGACUCCAAGCAGUUGAGGCCAUUGAUACGAACACAGUACAUGAGAACUGCUUUUCAGGUACCAUUUGACGAUUCUGUUCGAAUCUCGCUGGAUACAAAUUUGGUGAUGUUGAAAGAGAAUCCAGAUGGUGGUCCAAGCACCACACUGAUGGGUAGGUGGUGCCGCGACCCUGCGCUUCCCAUCCAGCGGACAGAAAUCACUCAUUUCCCACAUGCGGUUCUGGAAGUCAAACUCUCCCUCCAGGAAGGCGACCCAACACCUGCUUGGGUGCAGGAACUCCUGGACAGUGGCCUGUGCACAGAAGUGUACAAGUUCUCGAAGUUCAUCCAUGGCACAGCAACCCUGUUCCCUGACAUGGUUCAGGCAGUACCAUAUUGGGUGGACGAUGAGUCAGUUCGCCCCUCCAUGUUGAUGUCUGCUCCAUCAUACAGCAGAAGUGAGGAUCCAGUGGUGGAACUGCCGCCCUCCGCUCUGGACCUCGAGAUCGAUGUCCAGGAAACUGAGCGGUACACGCCAAGGAACACCCCCAGGGAUACCCAGAGAGAUACACCAAGGAACACCCCUCGGAAUGUCCCACGGCUCAGACUCCCUAGGCUUGAUGAGCUGAGGCACCCACUCUUGGCAGAUGAGCCAUCAAUAAGCCUGAUUGGUGAUGAUAGAAAUGCUGGCAUGCGGUCUGCUAGGUCCACGGGGAACGGGUUUCCAUCUGCUCGAUCCAUGGGCAACGGCCUUCCUUCCUCUCGAUCGGUGGCCACUGGUGGCAACAUGUCAGCCAGUGUAUCUGGCAGGUUUUCUGCAGGCAGCCGUGACAGCGGCCAUGGUUUCUUCACACGACUCCUGGGGCUUGACAAACCCAAGAAGACAGCUCUUGGACGACCGCCAAUGCGGGUGGAGCCAAAGACUUUCUUUGCCAAUGAACGCACAUACUUGGCCUGGCUGAAUAUGGCCAUCACAGUGGGGUCAAUCGCUAUUGCUCUCCUUGGUUUUGGGGGCACUGCCUCGAGGAAGCAAGGGCAACUGGCGGUGGUGGAGGUUGUGGAGAUCAAUGCGCUGAUUUUGCUGCCGCUUGCUCUCCUCAUGUCAUGCUAUGCCAUGUUCAUGUUCAUUUGGCGAUCCAGGCGGAUUGCGAGGCUCAGGGCGACGUAUUUCGAUGACCGGGUGGGGCCUCUCGGUCUCAGUAUCGUCACUGGGGCGUCCCUUCUGACGAUCUUCGGCAUAGGCCUGUACGACUACAUCCGAGACUUGAAGGGACUCUCUGCGAUCUAG
Ostreobium quekettii is the source of this 1773-nucleotide messenger RNA. The record is from the annotation of a GenBank genome assembly. NCBI's taxonomy places the organism in Eukaryota, Viridiplantae, Chlorophyta, Ulvophyceae, Bryopsidales, Ostreobiaceae.